Erinaceus europaeus (western European hedgehog) is the source of this 597-nucleotide messenger RNA. Its product is annotated as vomeronasal type-1 receptor 2-like. Gene Ontology annotation, cellular component: membrane. The transcript is spliced from 2 exons. Lineage: Eukaryota; Metazoa; Chordata; Mammalia; Eulipotyphla; Erinaceidae. Gene Ontology annotation, molecular function: pheromone receptor activity. Gene Ontology annotation, biological process: G protein-coupled receptor signaling pathway. The record is from RefSeq and is a predicted model, not a curated record. Bases 1 to 597 code for a protein of 198 amino acids.
AUGGGAACCCAAGAGUUGGUGGUAGAAACCAUCUUCUUACCACAGAGUGUUCUUGGAAUCCUGGGAAACUUCUUCCUUCUCUCCCAAUAUCUCUACCUUGAGUAUAAGCUGAGACCUACAGAUGUGAUUGUCAAGAAUCUGAUUGUGGCCAAUUUGUUGGCAUUUAUUUCAGGUAGAAUUCGAGAUACACUGGAGUCUUUUGGAAGGCAGCAUAUAAGUGAUCUUGCCUACAGGUUGUUUCCCUACAUUCACAGGGUGGGCAGGGGUAUGUCCAUCAGCAUCACUUGCCUCCUGAGUGUCUUUCAGGCCAUCACCAUCAGUCAUGAUGAGGGCCAGGACAGUACUGGUGAGUCCUUGUUUACAUUCUUAUUGUUCUUCGUGGAUGCUGUGUUUCUGGGGCUCAUGCUCUGGGCCCAUAGCUUCAUGGUUUUCACUCUGUACAGGCACAAGCAGAGGGUCCAGCACCUUCACAGGAGCAGUCUCUCCUCCGGUUCCUCUCCCGAGUCCAGAGCUACCCAAACCAUCCUUCUCCUGGCCAGCACCUUCCUCUGCUUUUACACCUCUCUUCCACCUUGCAAAGUCUUCGGGUUCUUUUAA